Molecule: messenger RNA, 3213 nt
Organism: Hyaena hyaena (striped hyena)
Lineage: Eukaryota; Metazoa; Chordata; Mammalia; Carnivora; Hyaenidae
Gene: HAS3
Product: hyaluronan synthase 3
Exons: 4
Coding region: 109-1770 (553 amino acids)
Biological process (GO): extracellular matrix assembly; hyaluronan biosynthetic process
Molecular function (GO): hyaluronan synthase activity
Source: RefSeq, a predicted model, not a curated record
GCGGCAGUGCACCGGGGAGCGAGGCGCGGCGGCGGCGAGGAGCGGGAGGAGGGGCAUGGAGCCGCCGCGGGCCUGCUGAGCACCGGAGCGCGGGCAGCCGGCGGCACGAUGCCGGUGCAGCUGACGACAGCCCUGCGUGUGGUGGGCACCAGCCUGUUUGCCCUGGCAGUGCUAGGUGGCAUCCUGGCAGCUUAUGUGACAGGCUACCAGUUCAUUCACACGGAAAAGCACUACCUGUCCUUCGGCCUGUACGGUGCCAUCCUGGGCCUGCACCUGCUCAUCCAGAGCCUGUUUGCCUUCCUGGAGCACCGGCGCAUGCGGCGGGCAGGCCGGCCGCUGAAACUCCCCUCCCCGUCAAGGCGCUCGGUGGCACUGUGCAUCGCCGCGUACCAGGAGGACCCUGACUACUUGCGCAAGUGCCUGCGCUCUGCCCAGCGCAUUGCCUUUCCUGACCUCAAGGUGGUCAUGGUUGUGGAUGGCAAUCGCCAGGAGGACGCCUACAUGCUGGACAUCUUCCAUGAGGUGCUUGGCGGCACCGAGCAAGCUGGCUUCUUUGUGUGGCGCAGCAACUUCCAUGAGGCGGGUGAAGGGGAGACGGAGGCCAGCCUGCAGGAGGGCAUGGAACGUGUGCGGAAUGUGGUGAGAACCAGCACCUUCUCCUGCAUCAUGCAGAAAUGGGGAGGCAAGCGAGAGGUCAUGUACACGGCGUUCAAGGCUCUUGGCGAUUCGGUGGACUACAUUCAGGUUUGUGACUCUGACACUGUGCUGGAUCCAGCCUGCACCAUCGAGAUGCUUCGAGUACUAGAGGAGGACCCCCAAGUAGGGGGAGUUGGAGGAGAUGUACAAAUCCUCAACAAGUAUGACUCGUGGAUCUCCUUCCUGAGCAGUGUGCGGUACUGGAUGGCCUUCAACGUGGAGCGGGCCUGCCAGUCCUACUUCGGCUGUGUGCAGUGUAUUAGUGGGCCUUUGGGCAUGUACCGCAACAGCCUCCUCCAGCAAUUCUUGGAGGACUGGUACCAUCAGAAGUUCCUAGGCAGCAAGUGCAGCUUUGGAGAUGACCGCCACCUCACCAACCGAGUCCUGAGCCUUGGCUACCGGACUAAGUAUACAGCGCGCUCCAAGUGCCUCACAGAGACUCCCACCAAGUACCUCCGGUGGCUCAACCAGCAGACCCGCUGGAGCAAGUCUUACUUCCGAGAGUGGCUCUACAACUCUCUGUGGUUCCAUAAGCACCACCUCUGGAUGACCUACGAAUCGGUGGUCACAGGUUUCUUCCCCUUCUUUCUCAUUGCCACGGUCAUACAGCUUUUCUACCGAGGCCGCAUCUGGAAUAUUCUCCUCUUCUUGCUGACAGUGCAGCUGGUGGGCAUUAUCAAGGCUACCUAUGCCUGCUUCCUUCGGGGCAAUGCAGAAAUGAUCUUCAUGUCCCUCUAUUCCCUUCUGUAUAUGUCCAGCCUCCUGCCAGCCAAGAUCUUUGCCAUCGCUACCAUCAACAAGUCUGGCUGGGGCACCUCUGGCCGAAAAACCAUUGUGGUGAACUUCAUUGGCCUCAUCCCUGUGUCCAUCUGGGUGGCAGUCCUUCUAGGGGGACUGGCCUACACAGCAUAUUGCCAGGAUCUGUUCAGUGAGACAGAGCUGGCGUUCCUGGUCUCUGGGGCCAUCCUGUAUGGCUGCUACUGGGUGGCCCUCCUCAUGUUGUAUCUGGCCAUCAUUGCCCGGCGAUGUGGGAAGAAGCCAGAGCAGUAUAGCUUAGCUUAUGCUGAGGUGUGACACAGCCCCCAAGCGGAGUGGGAAAAGUGCAAUGGGUAAGGGAGGGAAGGGGAAUGGAAGAGAAAAGAUGGGGUGGGAGGGAAGUGGUAGUGCUGUUUUAGUUCGUUAACAGUCCAAAGGACAAAUCUGAAGUGCAAAGAAUGGUGACUGAACUAUGGUCUGGGGCAGUUCUGCUUAGAGGCAACACCUUUCCAGCUCAAGGGGUGACCUGUUUGCAUGCCACCUGUCUGCUGGCCUCUGGGAAAGAUCCCACUUCCUCCCCCGGGGAUCCAAAGGAACCCAGAAGUGUGCUAAACCAAUUUGUUCCCAUCAGUGGCAACUUCUGAUAGGUAAGUGGGCAAUGACAGCCUAUGGGAAGGAGUUCUCUUAGCCCAUCUGAACACCACCAGAGGUGGUGGGAGAAUUUGAGAGAUCUGGGCUGGCUAGUAAUGUGUCCCCCACCCUCACCCCCAAAUCUAGCUAUCAAUGCAAUACGAUUGUGCCUGAUAAAAGGCCCAGAAGCCUGAUCUUUGGGCAUCAGAAAACAGGGUCCAGGAAUGGUGCUUGAUCAUGUGACAUACUCCAUUCCACAUCUCAACAUCCCAAGGAUGAGCCAAACAAGCAAAGAGUUAGCACUGAACUGCUUUUAAGUGUGUAUAUAUACAUAAUGUUAAAAAUGAAAGUUUACCAGGAGGAACAAAGAUUGGUGGUGGUGCUAAAGGCCCUGGGCUAUAUGGGAGCCUUAGGCUGAAUGUAUCUCACCUGAAAACUGCCUGACAUUUAGAUAAACUUGCCUGUCAUCUCUGCUGGGGAGAAGAAAGGUUUUGGUCAUCUACCAGGAAGAUUAAACCCCCAACAUGCUCAGAAAAGAAGUGAGGUCUUGAGUACUUGACCGUGUAUGCUCCUGAAUUCCUCUCAAACUCCGCUCUGAAUCUAAGUCGGCCUCCUCACUUGGCUUUUUCUUCAAGGUGAUGCAAGUCACCUCUUCCACCUUCCUUCUCACUGGUUAAGUUUUUCAAGGUAGCAACUGAAGCAGAGUCUGAACUUUCAUAGGCCCCUCUGAAAUAAGCAACCCUGUUCUCCUCAAGUGGGGAAAAAAUGAUUAGGAGCCUCUGAGCAAAUUAGCUACAAUCUUGGAAAUGCUUGUACUGAUUCCUUAGCAGCUGGGUAACGUGCAUGACUUUCAGGCUACAGUUCUUGACAAUCAUGUCCAGUGAAAACCUUUUCAUUGUUCCCUAAGUGAAGCCUCAAAUCCAAGCUGGUCAUCUUUGAAACUAUUCUCUUCAGUGGCUUCUCCAGGGAGUUCUUCCAGCCAAGUUGUGGACAGUCAUAAUUGCAUUUGCUUCUUUCCAGAAACCAUACUCAGAGAUGGAAUUGGUUCCUAAAUCCUAAGGUUCUUGCUUUCUCUCUCACAUCCCUGAAGUCCUUUGAUUUCUCUCUGCCUUUGCGGGGGGGGGGGGGGGG